UGCACACUUCUUUACCUUGGAGCCUCUCCCACCUCUCCCUCCCUUUUCCUCCCUCUACCUCCCGGCCCCACCCUCUGAUCACCCCACUUCUUCCCCUCCCCUUACACCUCCCUCGCUCCCUUCUCUCCUCCCCUCCCCACUGCGCCUCCCUCCCUCCUGGCCUUCCCUUCCCCCACUUCGCAGACCUCUCUUCCCCCAGUGCCUCCCUCCUCCUCCUCUCCGCCCCCUCCGGGCUCCGGCUCUCCCUGGAGGCUACGACUGCGAGUGGAGCCACUGGCCCCGCCGGGAUCCCCGCGCCCUCGGCCGCCGCGUCCACGUCCCCCUGGCGCCCCUCCUCCGGGCUCGGCCUCCCUCCGCGCGGGGCAGCGCAGCCUCAGGCCGCGGGACAAGCCCGACUUAAAUCUCUGCAAUGGCUAACGAAGCUUAUCCUUGUCCGUGUGACAUUGGCCACAGAUUUGAGUAUGGAGGGAUGGGCCAUGAAGUUCAAGUCGAGCACAUCAAGGCGUAUGUCACCAAAUCCCCUGUUGAUGCAGGCAAAGCUGUGAUUGUCAUUCAAGAUAUAUUUGGCUGGCAGUUGCCCAAUACCAGAUAUAUAGCUGACAUGAUCUCAGGAAAUGGAUACACAACCAUUGUUCCAGACUUCUUUGUAGGGCAAGAGCCUUGGGACCCCUCUGGCGACUGGUCCAUCUUCCCUGAGUGGCUGAAAACAAGAAAUGCCCGGAAGAUCGACAGAGAGAUCGGUGCUGUCUUGAAGUAUCUGAAACAACAGUGUCACGCCCAGAAAAUUGGCCUCGUGGGAUUUUGCUGGGGUGGAACUGCUGUCCAUCAUUUGAUGAUGAAAUACUCAGAAUUCAGGGCAGGGGUGUCUGUCUACGGCAUCGUCAAGGAUUCUGAAGACAUUUACAAUUUAAAGAACCCCACCUUGUUCAUUUUUGCUGAAAAUGAUGUUGUGAUUCCACUUGAGAACGUAUCCUUGCUGACCCAGAAGCUGAAAGAACACUGCAAAGUUGAAUAUCAAAUUAAGACAUUUUCCGGGCAAACUCAUGGGUUCGUGCAUCGGAAGAGAGAAAACUGUUCACCUGAGGACAAGCCCUACAUUGACGAGGCCAGAAGGAAUUUAAUCGAGUGGCUGAACAAGUACAUGUAGCAAGAAUCAAGGGCAAGCCUUCCCAGAAGAGCUUUCAUCCCAAACUUUGCUUGGAAAUACUUAGAUCAAUCGAUUUAAUUUUCACCUUUAUAAAAUAAAUGUAGGAAUCCUAAAAUUCAUUAUGUCAUUUGAAACACAAAUUCAUUAGGAAAUAAUGCAUGAAAUAAUUUAAUUUUUGACAUGUACAUCAAAUCAAAAUUUAAAACCAAGGUCUGGCUGGGUGCAGUGGCUCAUGCCUGUAAUCCCAACACUUUGGGAGGCCAAAGCAGGUGGAUUACCUGAGGUCAGGAGUUCGAUACCAGCCUGACUAACAAACAUAGUGAGACCCCCUCCCCCCAUCUCUACAAAAAAAUGCCGAAAUUAGCCUGGUGUGGUGGUGCACUCCUGUAGUCCCAGCUACUUGGGAGGCUGAGGCACAAGAAUCAGUAGAACGCGGGAGGUGGAGACUGCGGCGAGCUGAGAUUGUGCCGCCACCGCACUCCAGCCUGGGUGACAGAGUGACCCUGACUCAAAAGUAAAUGAAUAAAUAAAAAUGAAAAAAUAAAAACCAGGACAGUACCUGGAGAAUUUGAAUGAUAGAGUAAUACCCUUAUUAUUAGUUAAAACCUACAGGUUGGGUGCAGUGGCUCACGCCUAUAAUCUUAGCAGUUUGGGAGGCCGAGGCGGGUGGAUCAUUUGAGGUCAGGAGUUUGAGACGAGCCUGGCCAUCAUGGUGAAACCCUGUCUCUACUAAAAAUACAAAAAAUUAGCCAAGCAUGGUGGCGUGCACCUGUAAUUCCAACAACUCAGGAGGCUGAGGCAGGGGAAUCACUCAAACCUGGGAGGCGGGGGUUGCAGUGAGUGGAGAUUGCGCCACUGACCUCCAGCCUGGGCAACAGAGGGAGACUGGAUCUCAAACAAAACAAAACAAAACAAAACCCACAAAACCCAAAACCUACAGCUGUUCAAGGACCUGCUGACAGGUCAAGUGUGGGCUUUUCUGGUCUUUGAACACAUCGUAUAAAAUGACAAAUGCUGCAAAGCCAUGAAGAACGUGAACUGUAAACUAGGGUAGGCUAACUGCCCAGCCUAGAUGCUUAUCAUGUCAUAAGAGAGGUGAAUUUGUCACAUUUAUAGAUUGCAAUAUGGGAAGUAUUGAGAUCAAAACAGGAUUCCAUUGACCUCAUUGUAUUAAACUAAUGAACUAAUUUUUCAAAUUUUU
Molecule: messenger RNA, 2348 nt
Organism: Saimiri boliviensis boliviensis (Bolivian squirrel monkey)
Lineage: Eukaryota; Metazoa; Chordata; Mammalia; Primates; Cebidae
Gene: CMBL
Product: carboxymethylenebutenolidase homolog
Molecular function (GO): hydrolase activity
Source: RefSeq, a predicted model, not a curated record